GGUCCCCUGUGGGAACUGGGGAGGAAGCGCAGAGGCUGGUAGGAGGCAACGGAGCUGGGUGGCUUCCUCCGGGCUGCUGAGGGAGGGUUUGCCGGAGCUGAAGGUACAUGGUUCUUCUCUCCCUCCUCCUCUAAUUCCCGCAACAACCCUGAGAGGUUCUGUGGGGACUGUUUGGUGUUAUGAUGAAGGAUUCCUUGACACUUUUGUCUCGCAUCCCAGCACACCCAGAUUCCCGAUGCUGGUUUCUCGCUUGGAACCCUACAGGGAGUCUCUUAGCUUCCUGUGGUGGGGACCGUAGCAUUCGAAUAUGGGGGAAAGAAGGUGAUACCUGGGUGUGCAAGUCUGUUCUGGGUGAGGGACACCAGAGAACUAUCCGCAAGGUGGCCUGGUCUCCCUGUGGGAACUACCUGGCUUCAGCCAGUUUUGAUGCUACCACCUGCAUUUGGAAGAAGAACCAUGAGGAUUUUGAGUGCGCAGCCACUCUGGAGGGCCAUGAGAAUGAGGUGAAGUCAGUGUCAUGGGCACCAUCUGGCAGCCUUCUGGCCACUUGCAGCCGAGACAAAACUGUCUGGGUUUGGGAAGUGGACGAAGAGGAUGAAUACGAGUGCAUGAGUGUCUUGAAUUCCCACACACAGGAUGUCAAGCAUGUUGUCUGGCAUCCCAACCAAGAGCUAUUGGCAUCAGCAAGUUAUGAUGACACUGUGAAAUUGUACCGGGAGGAAGAGGACGACUGGGUGUGUUUUACCACCCUAGAAGGGCAUGAGUCUACCGUGUGGAGCCUGGCCUUUGACCACAGUGGGGAGCGUCUCGUCUCCUGCAGUGAUGACAAGACAGUGCGCAUUUGGCGCCAGUAUAAGCCGGGCAAUGAGCAAGGUGUGGUCUGCAAUGGGACAGAUCCUACCUGGAAAUGCAUCUGCACCCUUUCUGGCUUCCACACAAGAACCAUCUACGACGUGGCAUGGUGCCAGCUAACGGGAGCUUUAGCCACGGCUUGUGGAGAUGAUGCCAUCAGAGUAUUUGAGGAGGAGCUGCUCUCAGACCCCCAUCAGCCCACUUUCACCCUUACUGCCCAUAUGGCCCGGGCUCACUCCCAGGACGUGAACUGUGUGGCCUGGAACCCUAAGGAGCCUGGGCUGCUGGCUUCAUGCAGCGACGAUGGAGAGAUGGCAUUUUGGAAAUACCAGCGCCCCGAGGUCUGCUGAGUGUCCAAAUUUCCCAGCAUCCUCUGACAAUAACACAAUUCUAGUAGUGUAAGAGUGGCACACAUGUGGGCAGCAAGCUGGACUGCACCCCCUCUGUAAAGGCAAUUAAAAAGGUGACAUCAUUUAACCUUGUUAUGAAGUACCUCCCCCUUUCCACAAGAGCUGCUAUGCCAGAGCUAUUACCUAGUGGGGCAGGGGGGGGGGGGUCAGCUGAGUCUUCUGCAGAGAUUCAUGUUGUUGACCAAGCAGGGUCUUGUCUUGCAGCUGGGUAGAAAAUCCCGAAACUACAUAGGCUGGGUUUUCUUAGCUUCAUCACUCCUUUUUAAAACAAAGCCAGGGUUGCCUGCAGAAAGACUGUCCUGCUGAUUAGGCAUUUCUUACCAGUUGGGAAGCAACAGGCUUUGUAACUGCUGGGUUUAUGCUAAAAUAUGGUUGUAUAAGAUGUAGGUUUGGGUUGGGAGGUGGUGUUGCAGAGGGAGAAGAGUAGUUCUGAGCAAAUGAGCUUGUGACAUAUGUAAAAUUUAUUUUGACCAUGUGCUAUUGUAUGUCUGCUGCUAUCUCUAAAUGGGUUUUUAUGUUAAAAAUGCAACUAAGACUCUG
This is a messenger RNA of Zootoca vivipara (common lizard), 1802 nucleotides long. It is a transcript of the gene CIAO1, whose product is annotated as cytosolic iron-sulfur assembly component 1. Lineage: Eukaryota; Metazoa; Chordata; Lepidosauria; Squamata; Lacertidae. Gene Ontology annotation, biological process: iron-sulfur cluster assembly. Gene Ontology annotation, cellular component: cytosolic [4Fe-4S] assembly targeting complex. Gene Ontology annotation, molecular function: protein binding. The record is from RefSeq and is a predicted model, not a curated record.